Molecule: messenger RNA, 2121 nt
Organism: Bufo gargarizans (Asiatic toad)
Lineage: Eukaryota; Metazoa; Chordata; Amphibia; Anura; Bufonidae
Product: platelet glycoprotein Ib alpha chain-like
Exons: 3
Coding region: 148-1983 (611 amino acids)
Molecular function (GO): protein binding
Source: RefSeq, a predicted model, not a curated record
UUUAACUCCAGGAAACAUCAGCUCCAUAUGAUAAGCUCCAGGCGGAGACGCGUGAAGAUCACAAAGUGGCAGAAGAAGACAGAGCAGUGGUGGACAUCAAGGAGAGCAGCUUCAGUGCGAGGUUAAAGACUCCCAUCUAGGAUCAUCAUGAAUUUCCUCCUUCACUUUGGUCUUCUCAAUGUCAUUGUAGUCUGUAAAGUCUUCUCUGCACCUUCUUGUUCCACAGAGAAGAACUUAAUUAAAGACAAAGAAGAAACUUCUUGUAUAAAUCUUGGCUUGUCCAUCCUCCCACUGAAUGACAUCCCUAAGAACACCGCCAUCCUCAUCCUGUCCUCCAACAACUUCAAGUCACUCUCCACCUCCAGCUUCAAUGGUCUCAAAAAACUGACGCAGUUGGAUGCAAGUGAUAAUGGGAUGACAAGUUUUGAAAUAGACUUAGCACUGAACUUAGAAGAACUUAAUCUGGCCAAUAAUACACUGAAGACGCUACCAAUGGUGUCUCAGCUACCAGGACUAACUACGUUGCAACUAUCCAACAACCACAUCACCACUAUUCCAGAAAAAGCCUUCAUGGGCUUGAAGAAACUCGACAGUUUGGAGCUUCAGCACAACUACAUUGACUCAUUAGACGAACAGGUAUUUGAAGGUUUGCAGUCACUUAAGCAUCUGGAUUUGUCAUACAAUCAGUUGUUGCUUCUUCCUGAUCGUCUUCUAGCUGGACUUGAGAAUCUAGGAAAGCUUUACUUAUCGUGGAACCGUCUUACACAUAUUCCUAAUGACUUCUUUACGGAUGUGGGACUGGAAUACGUGUAUCUGGAUAAUAAUCCCUGGAAUUGUAACUGUGCACUUAAUUACUUUAAGAUUUGGUUGAAGGAUAAUGAAGACAUAGUCUACAAAGCCUCCAAAGCUGGUCCAACAAUGAAUCCAAAAAGCGUGAUCUGCUCUCAUGGGCCCCCACUGAUCGAUUACGACAUGAACCAUUGUAAUGUGAAAGGAGAUGUGGACAUCAACUCAGUUCCUAUAUAUACACAGAGUUCUGUCACCAUAUGGACAAACACACCAUUGCUAACCACCAAGCAUUUGCUUAGCGAUAAACCAACAACAGAGCUAAGAGUUACAAAAUGGUGGCCAACAUCAACACCUACUGAAGUUGGUAUUGAUUCAUUGCCAGUUACAGAAGCAACCACCACAUUAAGAACCACAAAACCAACUACAAAAGAAACCACCACGUUAAGAACCACAAUACCAACAACAGAAGCAGCCACCACAUUAAGAACCACAACACCAACUACAGAAGCAACCACCACAUUAAGAACCACAACACCAACUACAAAAGAAACCACCACGUUAAGAACCACAACACCAACUACAAAUCCAAUCACCUUCAUAUCCACAAGCACAACCAGGUAUUUUAAGUCAAGCCCAAAAACCAGAGUAAAGUCAACCUCAACACCUUACCCAAUAACAUUGAUGAUGGUCACUACCAAGGUUGAGAUUACCACCGAUAUUGCAAGCACGAGCAAAGAGCCCACAAGUGAAGAGAGUGUGAAAGUGUCUACAGUGAGUACUACCGAGGAACCCACCGAAAUCCCAAUCAACACAAUGCUUCCAGCCAGAAGUUUACGGCCGGCAGCUUUUGGCAUGGAUUGGUUGGUGAUGGUAAUCCUUAAGCACUGUUGUCUUCUCCAUGUGAUUAUCUAUGGUUUGUGUAUUUUCCUCCUCCUAGUGGGGAUCAUCAUCACAACGAUGUGUUUGCUGUGGAUCUACUGCUGUAAUCAGGACUUCCACCAAUGGCCUCCAGGAAUAAGGCUCAUCCGAUACAGUAUUAGGGUUCCCAUGAGCGAUGAAGAUAUCUUACUCGUGAACAAUGGUGCCAUUGAAUCCCACUUCAGAGACCAGUCUUUGGCCGGUGUCACUAAGAUGUUGGUUCUAGAGUCUGACCCUCAACAACAGGAGAUAAGAUACACCUCAGCUAUUCUGUAAUAUAAAAGAGGGUGGGUGAUGUGAUGAUUAACAGCGAUAUGGAUGACUCCCAAUUUGAUAGGUUACAGCCCUGGUUUUGUUUGUUUGACCCCCAGGUGACAAUUUUGGACUAUAUUGAAUAAAAAGUAACACAAGUGA